Emiliania huxleyi CCMP1516 is the source of this 1565-nucleotide messenger RNA. RefSeq lists its product as hypothetical. The record is from RefSeq and is a predicted model, not a curated record. Lineage: Eukaryota; Haptophyta; Isochrysidales; Noelaerhabdaceae. The annotation marks the transcript as partial. The transcript has 10 exons.
GUCGAUGUCGGGCUUUUGAGGACACUGAAUGCCCAGCGCCGACCGGUAUAUUCGCUGAGAGUUUCGAUUCGCGCGCAUGUCGCGCUGGCUUGUCGAGCUAAUCGAGAAGCGGCUGCAUGAGGUGCUCAUUCCGAUCGACCCGAACAACCCGGUCUGCCGCGUCGACCUCCGCGCGGGCCUCAUCGAGCUCGAGGAUGUCCGGCUGCACGCCGCCUUCCUCUCGCGCAACUACACGCUUCCCGUCGAGGUGCUUUCGUCGCACGUGCGGCGCGUGCGCGUCAAGUUCUCGCUGCGCGCCCUCCUCACCCGCCACCGGAUCGAGCUCGAGCUUGACGGCCUCGCCCUCGUCCUCGCGCCGAGAGACGAUCCGCCCAUCGAGGUCGCCCGCUCCAUCUUUCGGCGUGAGAAGCAGCAGGCGAUCGCGGGCGCGGAGCUGUGGCAGGCGCACUCGCGCUCGAUCUCCAACGACCUCGGCGCGCAGCCCGACGGCUCGAGCCACGGCGGCAUGCGCAAGCUCCGUGCCUUCGGCGCCAGGGUCGCUCAGCAAGCCGUCGACCUCUCGCGGCCUCGCACCGCGAUCACGCUGCACUCGACGCUGCAGAGCGCGCGGCGGAGGGGCGCAAAGGGCGCCGCCGCCGCCGACCGAGUCAAGGACGGCACGCCGGUCCGGGUCCGGCUGCAGGUGGCCGCCCUCGAGGAGGUGGACAAGUCGCUCGUCCUCUACGUGCGGCGGCAGCGCGCGCGCCUCAACGGGCGGCCUGACGUGCCUGUGCGGGCGGCGCCGCGAGAGUGGUGGAGGUACGCGCUGCGCUGCAUCUUCGCGUCGCGCGAGGCGCUCGAGGUGUGCACUGAGCUGUCGGGCCACUCGUGGAACGCCCUGUGGCGCGUGCUCGCCAUCCGGCAGAGGUACUUGCACCUGCACCGGCGCGGGAGGUACAACUUGCCGCAGCUGCCGCCGCUCUCGCUGCCGCAGCGCGAGGAGCUGCUCACGAUGGAGGAGCUGCUCGAGCUCGACACGAUCCUCCUCUUCCGCCGCUUCGUCCACUGGCAGAUGGUGCAGCUGCACGGCGAGCCGGCGGCGCACGAGGCGUACCUCGGCGGCGGGCUCGACCAGGAGCUGCUCCGCGUGGACGAGUCGGCCCUGUCCGAGCCAGGCAAGGACUCGCUGUACCAGUUCUCGCUCGCCGACCUGCAGUCGCUCACGCAGGUGGCGACCAAGGUCCUCUCCACCACCGACUCGCUCGGCCGCGCCGCCAGCUCGCGCUUCCGCCGCUUGCUUCCCGGCAAGCCGGCCCGCUCCCCCGGCAAGGGCCCCCCUCCCGAGCCGACCAUCGCAAAGCCAAAGUCGCCGGGCAACGGGCGCAGCCGCCGCCCCGCGCGCGUCUCCGCCGCAUCGAGGCGCGGCAGCGACGGCAGCGAGGGCUGCGAGGGCGGCGAGGCCUCCCUCUCCGCGACGCUCUCCCCGUCGGCGUCGCUGCCGGGCAGCCCGGCCCGCGGCGGCGGCGAGUGGGGCGAGGGCGGGGGGCAGUGUGGUGGCGCGGCAGGGCCCGCUGCUCCUGGGGUAG